AUGAAGAAAACACUCGAGACCGAUAUAGACUUGAAGGCAGUUAUGAAGAAAUUAGAGGAACUCCAUAUGACCAUUCACAUCCAAAGCGAUCACAUUUCUCAGUUAGAGAAACAGAAUCAAAACUUACAAAACACGAUUGCCACUGAUGUCUUCAACAGUGAGAAAAAGCAAGAUGAGCAACGAUUCCUGGCUCCUGAGACACCUUCCAUAUCACCUGACAACAUUGCCGCUUUCUAUGCUUUUUUUUUAGCAAAGGAUAUCCCUUCUCCAAGCGCGCACCGCAUCCUUACAUUUGAUAAGGUGAUCACAAAUGCUGGAAAUGACUACCAUCCCAAUACUGGUACAUUCAUAGCGCCCCGAUCUGGUCUUUACGUGUUUACAUGGACUAUAAGAAUGUAUGGAGUUUCAUAUCACACAACAGAACUGUUGGUCAAUAACAAUUUCGUUGGGUCCACACAUCUUAGUACUAACAUUCACAUGGAUGACAGUGUUACGGGUACUGUCGUGGUCCAUGUUGACGAGGGAAAUGGUGUACUAUUAAGAACUGCUGACAUACCUAACGGUGGUGAUAUAAUAAGUAGACCUGAAGGAAGAUCGUCCUUUGUAGGAUGGUCAUUAGCUUAA
Molecule: messenger RNA, 624 nt
Organism: Saccostrea echinata
Lineage: Eukaryota; Metazoa; Mollusca; Bivalvia; Ostreida; Ostreidae
Product: heavy metal-binding protein HIP-like
Exons: 2
Coding region: 1-624 (207 amino acids)
Molecular function (GO): protein binding
Source: RefSeq, a predicted model, not a curated record